UUUCCUUUCCUUUCCUUUUUUUUAUUUAUUUUUAUAUCAACUUAAUCUAUGCUUUUUUAAUGACCACUACUAUUCAAUUAAAUAACUCAAGUACUCAUCAACCGACUACUGCAGCCGUGCAAGUGGCACUUCGAGUAAGACCAUUAACAGAACAAGAUCGAAAACAUUCAAAACUAUCUAAUUCAACCGAAUCCAGUAAUAUAAUAAAAACACAUGAAAACUCAAUAGCUAUUGUUCCAUAUCAAAAAUCAUUUCAAUUGGAUUAUGUUUUCGAUGAAAACAGUACACAAGAACAAGUUUUUCAAGCAGUUGCUUCGAAUCUUAUUGAUAAAUUUAUAGAUGGUAUUAAUGUCACUAUUUUAGCUUAUGGUCAAACUUCGUCCGGAAAAACUUAUACAAUGGGUACUGCUAUAGAUGAUCAAAUGGGCAAAAAUACAAAACAAGAAGGUAUUAUUCCUCGUGCAAUGACUGCCUUAUUUCAAAGAUUGGAUACAAAAGAACAUCAUGUAUCAAUAAAUGAUAGGCAUACUCCCUCUCCAUUAUCUAGUACACCUUUUAAUUCUAGCUUAAAGAUCCCUAGAAGAUCAGUAUCUGUCGCAAAAAUGAGACCAAAGUCAACCAUCAUCAACAUGGAUCGACGUGGAUCAAGUACUAGUUUACCUUUAACAGGCAAUCAUAUUCAUCGUAAUAAAAAUCGAUUUGCAAUCUUUGUUUCAUUUAUCGAAAUUUAUAAUGAAGAAUUAGUAGAUCUUUUGAAUCCUGCUCCACCUAAUGAAAGAACACCUGUUAUGAUUCGGGAAGACACAAAAGGUCAUAUCAUCUGGUCUGGCAUAAAGGAGGUUCCUGUCGACAGCACUGAGGAUGUCCUUAGAUAUCUUCGAAUGGGCACUGAAAAUCGAGCAACUGGAUCUACAGACAUGAAUGCUAAAUCUUCACGAUCUCAUGCUAUCUUUUCUGUCACCCUUAAACAAGAAAAAUGGUCCAAUGAAGUUCAUCAUGAUGGUGAAUGGAUAGUGACGCAUUCCAAAUUCCACUUUGUUGAUCUUGCAGGAUCUGAACGUUUAAAGAGAACAGCAGCUGAGGGAGAUCGUCGUAAGGAAGGUAUCAAUAUUAAUGCAGGUUUAUUAGCCCUCGGAAAUGUGAUCUCUGCUCUCUCUGACCCUUCUAAUAAGAAAUCAAUCCAUGUUCCUUAUCGUGAUUCAAAAUUGACUCGUCUCUUACAAGAUUCUUUAGGAGGAAACUCUACGACAUUAAUGAUUGCAUGUGUGAGCCCCGCAGAAAUUAACUUGACAGAGACAGUCAAUACAAUCAAAUAUGCCUGUCGUGCUCGCACCAUUCGAAAUAAAGUCGAAAAAAACGAAUCAUGGAUGAUGAACGAUAACGUAGAUCAUCUUCGUCAUAUCAUCUUGAAACUAAAAGCUGAGAUUAAAUCAUUAAGAGCUUCUUCUUCUUCUUCUUCCGCUAUUGCUCAUUACCCAUCUCCAUUAGCAUCAUCUUCUUCAUCAUCUAGAGGUGGUAGUACUGGUGGAUCUUCAAAAUCACUUAUAGAGGAGCUACAAAACGAAGUCAUCGUUACUCGUGAACGAAAUCAAUUAGUGGAACAUGAAUUACGUCAAAAGCCAAUUAAUACUGAUAAUGAUCAUGAUGAUUUUGAACAUUUAGUGGAGCCCGUCAUUCAAGAAUAUGAAAAAUCCAUUUCUGUCUUGGAAUCUCAGUUAGACAUGACAAAGGUAGCCCUUCAUCGAUCUGAGCAGAUGAUGACUGAACAAAAAGCUAAAUUAGUAGAAUAUGAGACGAUGCAUACGAAUGAGAUAAAAUCUCUUGAGGAUCUCAAAAAUCAGCUAACGGAGGUC
This is a messenger RNA of Cokeromyces recurvatus, 1853 nucleotides long. RefSeq names its product P-loop containing nucleoside triphosphate hydrolase protein. NCBI's taxonomy places the organism in Eukaryota, Fungi, Mucoromycota, Mucoromycetes, Mucorales, Mucoraceae. The transcript has 8 exons. The record is from RefSeq and is a predicted model, not a curated record. The annotation marks the transcript as partial. Gene Ontology annotation, biological process: microtubule-based movement; mitotic spindle organization. Gene Ontology annotation, molecular function: microtubule motor activity; microtubule binding; ATP binding.